AUGUCACAAUCACAUUCGAGAAAGAUCAAGAAGCUAGAUGAGUCAGUAAUUAGCAAAAUAGCAGCUGGUGAAAUCAUAAUCCAACCAGCUAAUGCACUAAAAGAAAUGUUGGAAAACUCAAUCGAUGCCAAAGCCACCAACAUCGAAAUCGUUGUCAAGGAAGGUGGACUCAAACUACUACAAAUCACUGAUAACGGAGAAGGGAUUAAUAAAGACGACUUGCCACUCUUGUGUGAGAGAUUUGCCACUUCAAAACUCACAAAAUUUGAAGAUUUAGAACUGAUUGCCACUUAUGGAUUCAGAGGUGAAGCUUUAAGUAGUAUAUCCCACAUAUCUCGAUUAUCAGUAACGACAAAGACGCGAGAGUCAAAAUUGGCCUAUAAAGCAUUUUACUUGGAUGGGAAACUAUGUACAUCGAGCUUUAAAUCAUCAUUAGAUGGCAAAGUAGCUGACCCCAAGCCAAUCGCAGGUCGAGAUGGCACACAAAUCACUGUUGAAGAUUUAUUUUAUAAUUUACCAUCACGUUCCAGAGGUUUAAAAUCUAAAAGUGAUGAAUUUGCCAAGAUUUUGGAUAUUGUUGGAAGAUAUGCAAUCCAUACCCCACAUGUUGGAUUUAGUUGUAAGAAAUAUGGUGAUCCUUUACAUCAAUUAAUUACGAGGGCAAACAUGUCAUUGAAGGAAAGGAUACGGACGGUUUAUGGGUCAGCUGUUACUAAUGAGUUGGUAGAAAUCAUCAUAGAUCCAACUUCCACUGAGAAAGGCAAUGCCGACGACAAGAUAAAGGAUUUUGGUUUUCUCAAAGCAACGGGUGCUAUAACUAAUGCCAAUUAUAAUAAUAAAAAGAAAAUCCAACCAAUUAUAUUCAUUAACCAUCGAUUAGUUUCAUGUGACCCAUUAAAACGGGCAAUUAAUUCAGUUUUCCAAUUUUUCCUACCAAAAGGAAGCUAUCCAUUUUUUUACCUUAGUUUAGAAAUUAAACCUGAGAAUCUAGAUGUCAAUGUCCAUCCGACUAAACGUGAAGUGAGAUUUCUCAAUGAAGAAGAGAUUAUAGAUAUUAUUGUGGGUAAAGUACAUGGUACAUUGGCGAAUUUUGACACUUCAAGAAAAUUUCAAACUCAAAGUAUAGUUUCAAAACGAGGAUUUGAAUUGGAUGAAGAAAAGAUAGAUGAAUUGAAAGGUCAGAGUCAGCCUUUGAAGAAGUAUAGACAAGAGAAUAAAUUGGUGAGGACCGAUGCUGGUCAGUCCAAGAUUAACCCGUUUUUACAAGCUGAGUAUCCUACUAAUCAGAUAUUGAACAGUCUUGAUAAUGAAUUAAUUGGAGGGAAGCAGCAUCAACAACUAGAGCGAAAACAACUGGGAGAGAAAAAUGACAAUGAGCAGUCUGUAGUGGCGGAUAUUGCUAUCAUUGAUGAACCAAAUGUUUCCACAACCAAUAUCAAUCCAAGUCGACAUCAAGUGGAAGUCAAUCUUGAAUCCAUAAGCAAAUUGAAGAAUGAAUUGUCGGAAUUUAUUGACAAGUCAUUGACUAAUGUGUUUAGUCAAGCAGUAUUUGUUGGAAUAAUAGAUCCAGCCAAACGUUUGUGUUGUUUUCAAUAUGAUGUGAAAUUAUAUUUAUGUGAUUAUGCUGCAGUGUUGUUGGAAUUUUAUUAUCAGGUUUCAUUACAUGAAUUUUGCAAUUACGGAGAAAUACAAUUCGAUGAACCAAUUGCUUUAGUGACCAUAUUGGAACCAUUGUAUGAACUAAAACAAGAUAAUGAACUUGUUCCCAUGAAUGAAGUAAUCGAUAACGUAGUGAAGAUGAGAGAAAUGUUUGAUGAGUAUUUUCAAAUCAGAAUCGAUAAGGAUAAUAAUCUCAUGACAAUACCCAUGAUUAUGCAAAAUAUUCAACCUGACUUUAGAAAACUUCCCUACUUCUUGUAUCGAUUAGGAACAAAGAUUAAUUAUGAAAAUGAAAAACAAUGUUUACAUGGAAUAUUGAGACAAAUUGCAUUAUUAUAUGUUCCUGAACCAUUUGAAGAAGACAAGAAUGCAGAUGGUGGCGGUGGUGUCGUAAAGAAUCAACGUGAACAUUUACAACAUGAGUUGGAAAAUGUAUUAUUCCCUGAAAUUAAGAAACAAUUUCUUGCAACAAAAAAUUUAGUUAGAGAUGUGAUCCAAAUUGCUGAUUUACCUGGUUUGUAUAAAGUUUUUGAAAGGUGUUGA
Molecule: messenger RNA, 2202 nt
Organism: Lodderomyces orthopsilosis Co 90-125
Lineage: Eukaryota; Fungi; Ascomycota; Pichiomycetes; Serinales; Debaryomycetaceae
Gene: MLH1
Product: mismatch repair ATPase
Exons: 1
Coding region: 1-2202 (733 amino acids)
Biological process (GO): mismatch repair
Cellular component (GO): MutLalpha complex
Molecular function (GO): mismatched DNA binding; ATP-dependent DNA damage sensor activity; ATP binding
Source: RefSeq, a predicted model, not a curated record